AUGAGCAGCAGCAAUUUAUCUGAUACAAAUAACACCAGCACCAAUAGCAUCAGCUCCAAUGAAGAGAACGAUUUCUUUGGCUGUAUGGAAUGCGACGACCUGUUUCAAGAGACCGAUGAGCAGCAGGCAAAACGUUGUCAAGCACAGCGUUAUGUAGAACAGUAUGCAGAACGGGAUUGGGGAUUGGCUGCCCGACAGCGGCGUGUUCAGGGCACCGACAAGGACGUAGUGACGGAAAACGUCCUGACGCUUCGCACCAACAGAAAACUUGUCUUUCUGGAAAAACAGGGACAGCAAGCCAAGGUCUGGGACUGUGCUCUGGUACUAGCCAAGUUCUUGGCGAAUGACACGUACUUCCCUCCUGACUUUUUCGUGAACAAGCGCGUGAUUGAAUUGGGCUGCGGCAUUGGCGUGCCCGGAUUGGCUACUGCUGCAUUAGGUGCAAAGGAGGUCAUUUUAACCGACAUGCCAAUGGCGGUUCCCUGGAUCCAAGUUAACAUUAAGCGGAAUCAGACGCUUGGUUUCAUUGCCGGCAAUGUAUGUGCCAAUGGAUUAAUGUGGGGUGAGCAAGAAACACUGAAAUUGCAGCAGCAUUUUGAUGUCAUUCUGUGCUCGGAUCUGGUUUACGGCCAUCGCGAUAUCUCGCUCAAGCUAGUGAAGACCAUGGUGCAGUUAUCAUACCCCAAUACCCUCGUGAUUUCUGCGCAUGAAGCGAGAUUUGCUGGAGACCGUGGGGAUUCCUUCUUUACUUUGCUACGCGAGCAUCAUUUUCAAGUAAACGAAGUGCCACGUGAACAUCUUCAUGCUGUCUAUAAUGCCGUCAAUGUGCAUCUGCAUCUGAUUCGACCGCCGUCGACUUUGACUCAGAUAGCCAUGUGUAAUUAA
Messenger RNA from Peronospora belbahrii, 885 nucleotides. The record is from the annotation of a GenBank genome assembly. NCBI's taxonomy places the organism in Eukaryota, Oomycota, Peronosporomycetes, Peronosporales, Peronosporaceae.